UGCAAUCAAUUCAUCUGUUUUAGUUGAAGGAAACAACAAAAAAAUGUCGGAAAUAGUAAACGGAAAUAAUAUUUCUGCCAACCACAUUAAAAGAAUGAUGGAAAAUGCGCAGCGAGAAAUCGAGCAACGUAAACGAAAACUAGAAAACAUUACUUUGAAUAAAUAUCCAGAUGCUUCUACUUCUUCUGAUGCUGCUGCUGCAGCAGUUAAUGCCAAAACUACAGCCACACGCGAUAUGUCCGGAUCUGUAACAGGAACAUCGGACAUAGAAAGAUCAAGAAAAAUUGCCCAGCUUCAAGAACAAAUUCGGGCCAAACUUUCUGGAACAUUAGUCAAUGUUUUACCCCUACAGCCUGCUACUGACAAACCGAAGCCGCUUAUACUGGAUGCUGAGGGCCGUACUGUAGAUGAUAGUGGUCGUACAAUUGUUGUACCCCAACUUACCCCUACGCUAAAGGCUAAUAUCCGUGCCAAAAAACGAGAAAAUUCUAGAAAUCAGCAAUUUGUAGAACGUGCGUUUACCGAUGAAUCAAAUGAGACACACUUUCAUGAUGAUCGUAUUACAUUAAAACCAGCAGGGCGAACUAAGCGUUCAUUACGAUUUCAUGAGCCUGGAAAAUUUCAACAGCUUGCUGAAAGAUUACGAAUGAAGAUACAGCUAGAAAAAUUGCAGAACGAGAUUUCGCAAAUAGCGCGCAAAACUGGAAUUAGUUCAGCUACAAAACUUGCUUUGAUUGCUCCUAAAUCGGACACUUACUUAAAUGAUGUACCCCAAAUGGAAUGGUGGGAUUCUGUCAUAUUGAUGGAUGAUUUGAAUACCUUGAACGCACAGGGAAGUAUUGCGAUAAGAGAAUCUUCGAUAACUAACCUCAUCGAACAUCCGACGCAAAUGCGGCCGCCAAAUGAAACAUCGCGUACCGUAUAUCUUCCAGUGUUUCUUACAAAUAAAGAAAGACGCAAAUUGCGACGACAGAAUCGUCGUGAAGCUUGGAAGGAAGAGCAGGAAAAAAUUCGUCUAGGACUUGAAGCUCCUCCAGAACCAAAAUUAAGAAUUUCCAAUUUAAUGCGUGUGUUGGGAACAGAGGCAGUACAAGACCCAACUAAAAUUGAGACUCAUGUACGUGAACAAAUGGUAAAGCGUCAAAUACACGAAGAAGCAAAUGCAGCACGUAAAUUAACUGACGAUCAACGACGAGAGAAAAAAAUUCGUAAAAUGAAAGAAGACGCAACAUUAGGGGUACAUAUUGCUGUAUAUCGAAUUCGAGAUUUACAGGACCAGCAAAGCAAAAAGUUUAAGAUCGAAACAAAUGCAAAACAACUAUUCUUGACCGGCGCCUGUGUACUUUUUCGCGAUUGUUCUGUAGUUGUAGUGGAGGGUGGUCCAAAACAACAAAAAAAAUAUCGUAGGCUUAUGCUCCAUCGUAUAAAAUGGGAAGAAGAUUUAGUGAAAAAUGCUGAUGACAAAGAGAUUCCCAAUUCAUGCGUGCUUGUUUGGGAAGGAAUGAAUCAGCGUAGACAUUUUGGAGAAUUUAAGUAUAAAUCGUUCUCAUUAGAAAAAAGUGCUAGAGAUUUCUUCCAGAAACAUCACGUUGAGCAUUAUUGGGAUUUGGCUUACUCUGGGGCUGUUUUAGAAGCUUCUGAAGACAUAUAAUCAGGUUUUACAAUACAAGGCAAAAAAUCAUUAUUAAAUAAACUAUUUAUGAAAAUCU
Molecule: messenger RNA, 1709 nt
Organism: Anopheles arabiensis
Lineage: Eukaryota; Metazoa; Arthropoda; Insecta; Diptera; Culicidae
Product: U4/U6 small nuclear ribonucleoprotein Prp3-like
Biological process (GO): mRNA splicing, via spliceosome
Cellular component (GO): U4/U6 x U5 tri-snRNP complex
Source: RefSeq, a predicted model, not a curated record